GGUGCCGUGUCUCCCUGCUCCUCAAACUGUCUGGUGAUCACCAUCAUGGAGCUCCCUGCAGACUCCCCGUCCUCUGAGUCCCUGAGCAUGGUGGAUGUGGUGGAGGUUUACCGCCCCCCCAGCCUGGAGUCCCUGCCCUGCAGCCUGCCGGCUCACAAGUGUCGCGCCUGGACGUCUCGCAGUUUCCCGCGCUGCCUGCUGGGGGCACUGUGUCUGGUGUACUUCAGCUCUCUGCCUCUGGGGAUCUACCUGCUGAUGAUCGGGCGGCUGUGGCUCGGUGUGGUGCUUGUCAGUCUGGUUCCCUCCACGCUGCUGCUGCUCGUGCUCUACGGCUUCUGUCAGUGUUUGUGCCAUGAGCUGAUGGAGGCGCUGGCAACACGCCGACACACAUAACAAACACAUCCCCAAGACAACAACACAGCUGCCAUGGCAACAACGUACAACAACCGAGAACAACGAACCACACACUGUUUAUAACCGGCUGACCUGACGUAACACUUCGGUUUGUGGACUACGGUUUUGAAGCCUUGAGUUUAGCGCUUUCACUGUGGCCAUCUUGAUUUUUUGUCAUCAGCCUCUUGUUUAUUGCAACCAGCAUUACAAUGUAAAUGCUAACAUUGAUGAAGUGAGAACCAAACUGUGAAAGGGUUAAAGUUGUGAGAUGAAAACAUGAACAACACUGGAGUAAUCACAGGUAGCCCCGCCCUGAAGCAUACGCUGCUUUAUCGUCUAUUCUAAACGGGACCAUAACUCACUAAAUGACCAUCAUGCUGUGUUGAAGACGACAGAAGUAGAUACUAAAACAUUCACUCAUCAGAAAAAUGACCUACAAUAGACAUAGACUUCUCUACAAUCUGAGGUAAUAAAGAGAGAGAGAAGUAGGAACAUUCCUCAUAGACUUCUCUACA
Messenger RNA from Notothenia coriiceps (black rockcod), 908 nucleotides. Its product is annotated as E3 ubiquitin-protein ligase RNF182-like. The coding region runs from base 46 to 393 and encodes 115 amino acids. Lineage: Eukaryota; Metazoa; Chordata; Actinopteri; Perciformes; Nototheniidae. The transcript is spliced from 2 exons. The record is from RefSeq and is a predicted model, not a curated record.